Molecule: messenger RNA, 1991 nt
Organism: Colletotrichum destructivum
Lineage: Eukaryota; Fungi; Ascomycota; Sordariomycetes; Glomerellales; Glomerellaceae
Exons: 1
Coding region: 258-1382 (374 amino acids)
Source: RefSeq, a predicted model, not a curated record
UUCCUGCCCUUUCUCUCUCUCCGCACCAACACAGUCUUUCGUUGCCAGUCCUCGGACACCUUACAUUCCUUCAGCCUCACCACGCUCGCUCUUCGAGUAUCCCAUUCAUUCAUUUGCGCAAACUGUGUCUUGCAGCCAACUUGAUAACCCGCGGAAUUGAUCUUUCGCCCUUUUACACGAACCCUCCUUGCCGACUCGAAUAAGCCCGUAUAACCCUCGGAGAUAUCUGAUAACCCAACCCAAACCUAUCUAUCAAAAUGAAGUCCUCCAUCGCCGCCGUCGGCCUUCUGGCCUCGCUCGCCAGCGCUUCCGCCUAUCAGCCCCGUCACUUCCACUGGCGCCGCGACAACACCACCGCUCCCGCCGGCUACACCACCCUUACCGUCGAGGUCACCGAGGUCGCUACCGUCACAUCGUGCGCCCCUACUGUCACCAACUGCCCUGCCCGCAGCGCUACCCUCUCCGCCUCUGACCUUUCCACCUACAUCGUCACCAACACUGUUGUCUUGACCGAGGUCGUCUGCCCCGUCACUGAGGCCGCCAGCAUCUCCAAGUCCCUCGUCGACCAGCACUCCACCGGCGGUCUGCCUGGCUACACCCGCACCGCUCCCGUCAUCACCACCCCCUCCGCUUCCGUCCCUCUGUCCACCGGCGGUGCCACCAACUCUGCUCAGGACCCUGCCGUGACCAGCCCGCCCACCGCAGGUAACGAUGAUGACGAGGAAGAGGAGGACGAUGACUGCCCGGCUGAGGAUGGCGAUGUCGUGACUACCGUCACCCAGAUCAUCACCACCAAGACCCUCACCAUGACCGUCGGCAAGGGCUCUACCGCUUCUGUCGUCACCACCGCUAUCCCUACCACCGUUGAGUCUACCAUCCUCAUCACCAAGCCCUACAGCGAGGGUGCCUCCAAGCCUGUUGGCUCCGCCACCGGCCUUGUCGGCAGCGACGAGCCUACCACCACCACGACCGCCACCUCCACCGCCACCCGCACCGUCACCGUCAAGCGUCCCGGUUCCACCGAGGCCGCUUCUCCCAGCUCCGGCACUGGUCUGGGCUCUGACGGCGAGUGCUCUUGCCCCGCCGUGACCGUCACCGUCCCUGCUUCCACUGUCUACGUUACCAUCGGUGGCUCCGCCCCCGCUCCUACCGGCGCCGAGCCCAGCAAGACCGCCAGCGCCCAGGUUCCCGUCACCACCGGUGAUGUUGACGCCGAUGGCGACGACAGCGAUGACGAGGAGGACUACGACUGCCCCGCCGACGAGGAGGUUGUCACCCUCUCUACUACCGUCACCGUUGCGCCCUACCCUACCAACGGCACCGCCUCCAGCGGCGCCGCCAAGCCUACUGGCUACUACAAGCGCUCCAACAAGCUCUUUUAAGUGUUUGGAUGUAGAUUCCCCCCGCAUGUCAAGUCUGUCUUUGGUUAUGAGAAGAAUCUAUGAUUCAUGAACAAACACAUUUUUAUCCUUCGCCGUUUUGUCUUGUAUACAUACACACUUCUUGGAGUGGAAAAUAAAGCGAUGUUUUUUUGUGUACAAACAAACAAAUCCGAACCUAAGGGGGGGAAUGCAACACAAAACUCGUCUUUAUGCUUCCAGUUCUGCCCGCUUUACUGUUGGUGCGGUGUUCUGUUUUAGACGGGAAAAGGGAAAGGGCACUCCGGCACAUGGCGAGUCCAUGAGGAGUGUUCGUCUGGUCCGAGCCGUGUUUUUUACUUCUUGUUCUUGGAUUUUCACAACGGCAUUGCAUUCGCGUAGCGGGCCGUUGGGGGGUACCAAACAUUUUCCGCCGUGGUUGGCAGAGAGGAAACAAACAUCCAGAAAACUUGUUCACUUCUUUUUUGUAUAUACUUUUUCGAGACUCAACACAAAUGGGGAUGAGGUUUGGUGACUUGUGGUCCCCUUGAUGAAUGAGACGGGUUUUUUUGGUUUGAAACAUUCCAAAGCUUAUUUCAACUUCCCUUUGGACCUGGACUGCUUUUGAAACAU